AUGAGCGGAGACGAGAAGAAGAUGGACCUUUCAGAUAUCGCUGCUGCUCUUCCUUCAGGGGGAGCGGGGUUAACCGACGAAGCUCGCGCCGAAUUGGUCAGCUCUAUCCAGGACAAACUGGAAACCCUCAUGACGCAAAACUUCCUCGCCGGCCUGUCGCCAGCUGUGCGCACACGUGUCACGGCCCUACAGGAUAUCCAGAAAUCGCAUGACGAGCUCAAGGAGAAGUUUUUGGAGGAGAAGGCGGCUCUGGAGGCCAAGUACCAGAAGCUGUACGAGCCGCUCUACAACCAGCGCUCUGAGAUUGUCGCGGGAGACAAGGAGCCGGAAGGCGCUGAGCCCCCUGUGGCUGAGGCUGGAGCCGAGGUUGAGAAGGGUGUGCCUGAGUUCUGGCUCACUGCCAUGAAGAAUAACGAGAUUUUGGCUGAGCAGAUCACAGCAAGGGACGAGCCGGCACUGAAGCACCUCAAGGAUAUCCGGUGGUCGCAACUCGGGGAGGAUCUCAAGGGCUUCAAGCUGGAAUUCCAUUUCACCUCCAACCCGUACUUCAAGAAUGAAGUGCUCACCAAGUCAUACUUCAUGAUCGAUGAGGAGGAGCCGAUUCUUGAGAAGGCCGAGGGAACCGAGAUCGAGUGGAACGCGGGCAAGAACCUGACGCAGAAGAUAAUGAAGAAGAAGCCAAAGAAGGGCGCCAAGAGCAGCAAGCCCAUCACCAAGACAGAGCCCUGCGAGAGCUUCUUCAACUUCUUCAGCCCGCCUGCUGUCCCCACCGAGGACGAGGAGCUUGACGAGGAGGAGGCGGAGGAGCUCCAGGAGAUGAUGGAGCAGGACUAUGAUGUGGGGUCUACUCUGAGGGAGAAGAUCAUUCCACAUGCUGUGUCCUGGUACACUGGGGAGGCUGCUGACCUGGAGGAUUUGGAUGAUGACGAGGAUGACGAAGAUGACGAGGACGACGAGGAUGAUGACGAGGAUGAGGAUGAUGAUGACGAGGACGACCACCCGAGGCCUGCUCGUGGAAGGGUGCGUUUUGGGUUGUGA
Messenger RNA from Closterium sp. Naga37s-1, 1038 nucleotides. The record is from the annotation of a GenBank genome assembly. Lineage: Eukaryota; Viridiplantae; Streptophyta; Zygnematophyceae; Desmidiales; Closteriaceae.